Molecule: messenger RNA, 1443 nt
Organism: Botrytis sinoallii
Lineage: Eukaryota; Fungi; Ascomycota; Leotiomycetes; Helotiales; Sclerotiniaceae
Exons: 3
Coding region: 1-1443 (480 amino acids)
Biological process (GO): arginine metabolic process
Cellular component (GO): mitochondrial matrix
Molecular function (GO): pyridoxal phosphate binding; identical protein binding; transaminase activity
Source: RefSeq, a predicted model, not a curated record
AUGGCUCUUCGAUUAUCUGCGAAAAGAGUGACAGCUGCUUUGAAAGCUGGAAAUGUAUCACCGGUUGUCAAUGGCUACAUGAAAAGAAAUGCCUCACAAGCAAUGGCCUAUGCUACAAAUAGUGACGCCAAUAUAUCGCAUCCAGAUCCUUCACCAAAUUCACAAACAGCACAUCUCAUCGGAGAACAAGCUCCAUAUAUGGUUGCCACCUAUGUCCGACCACCACCAAUGUUUGUGAAGGGAGCAGGAUGUCAUCUUUGGGAUGUGGAAAACAGGAAAUAUCUGGAUUUCACAGCGGGUAUAGCAGUCAAUGCUCUAGGGCAUUGCGAUCCAGAAAUCGCAAAGAUAAUGUUAGAACAGGGAACAACUCUUAUGCAUACUUCCAACUUGUAUCACAAUCCAUGGACCGGGGCCCUCUCUAAACUUCUCAUUGAGAAGACUCUUGAAUCGAAUUCAAUGCACGAUGCGCAAGCUGUCUUCAUCUGCAACUCGGGCAGUGAAGCUAAUGAAGCUGCCAUAAAGUUCGCUAGAAAGACCGGAAAGGUCGUUGAUCCAUCAGGAGACAAGCAUGAAGUCGUUUCAUUCCAAAACUCUUUCCAUGGUCGAACCAUGGGGUCAUUAUCUGCCACCCCAAACCCUAAAUAUCAAAAACCAUUUUCUCCAAUGUUACCUGGAUUCAAAUAUGGAACAUACAAUGAUGUGGAUGCUAUCAAGGAUUUGGUUACGGAGAAGACCUGUGGUGUUAUAGUAGAGCCAAUUCAAGGAGAGGGUGGUGUAAUUGUGGCUACCGAUGAAUUCCUUACCGCACUCGCAGCUCGUUGUCGUGAGGUUGGUGCAGUCCUCAUUUAUGAUGAAAUUCAAUGUGGACUUUCACGAACGGGAAUCUUCUGGGCCCAUGCUUCAUUACCAAAAUCAGCCCAUCCAGACAUCAUUACUACCGCCAAGGCACUCGGAAAUGGUUUCCCCAUUGGAGCAACAAUUGUCAAUAAGAAUGUAACGGAGAAGAUCAAGGUUGGUGAUCACGGAACUACAUUUGGUGGAAAUCCACUAGGAUCCAGGAUAGCUCAUUACAUUGUCUCUCGACUAUCUGAUGCAUCUUUACAAAAAGAUGUCCUCAAGAAGUCAGAAAUAUUUAAGAAGCAUUUCCAAGCCUUACAAUCCAAGUACCCAGAACUGGUCAAAGAAAUCAGGGGCAAAGGAUUACACUUGGGAUUACAACUUAGCCAAGACCCUACACCUAUCGUCACAGCUGCUAGAGAGAGAGGUUUAUUGAUUAUCACUGCUGGAACCAACACUUUGAGAUUUGUACCAAGCUUGAAUAUCACCGAGCAAGAAAUCGAAGAGGGGUUCAGCAUUUUGUCUGAAGCAAUGAGGAUCGUUACUUCUCCAGUAGAGGAGCCACAGGGAGCUCAGGUUCAUGGUGAAGUAGAUUCGCCAAAUUAA